AUGAUAAUGUGUGAGAGCGAUAACGAAAGUGAGAACAAUUCGUCGGCUCACAUUUCUGUUUUUGAGCAACGCGCAUACAUUAAAAUCGAAACGAUUCGUGGUAAAACAGUGCCUGAAAUUCAUGCCGCGUUAAAUGAAGUGUGUGGAACGGAUACUGUGGAUCGUAGUACGGUGCAAAAAAGCAAUAUUUGGAAGGGAAUAACAUCACCAAGAGCAAAAAAAGUUCGUCGCCAGCAAACAAAGGUGAAACAAAUGAUGAUUUUUGCUUACGAUAAACUUGGGAUAAUUGUCACUGAUCGAGUUCCAAUUGGCAGUAGUGUAACCGGGGAUUACUACAAAACAUUCCUUGCCAAAAAAUNAUAUUGCACGAUAAUGCGCGGCCGCAUAUCGGAGCACCAGUCGUCGCUCUUUUGGAGAAAUAUGGAUGGGAACGCCUCAAACACCCACCAUAUUCGCCGGAUUUAAGUUCCCCGGACUUUGAUUUAUUUCCAAAACUGAAGGAACCACUUAGAGGGAUCCGUUUUCCCAACUUAGAUAUACUAAAUGAAGAAGUGAGCCGAAGGAUCCAUGAACUCAACAAAGAUGGCGUCCUAUGCGGCAUUCAAGCGCUCCCGAAACGAUGGCAAUCGUGUAUAGACAAGCAGGGAGAUUAUAUCGAAGGUCUAUAAUAUUGUAUUUAGUUUAAAAUAAAAACUUAUUUAUUCAGAGCAAAUUGUGCAUUACUUUUGGGACAAUCCUCAUAUAAUACAAUAACAAUAUUAUGUUACCUUAGCUGUUUGAAUAGAGUGCCUACUGUAUGUAUAUAAUAAAUAAAGAUUACUUCCAAAAAUAGAAUUAAUAUGUACCCACAAGAAUUUGAAAUGUUUAAAACGCAUUACUCGUGUAGUAUGAGGACUUAAUGCGCCAAAACUUUUUUGGAACUCGAAACAAUACCGACAAUGAUUCGAAUACAAAC
Cinara cedri is the source of this 955-nucleotide messenger RNA. NCBI's taxonomy places the organism in Eukaryota, Metazoa, Arthropoda, Insecta, Hemiptera, Aphididae. The record is from the annotation of a GenBank genome assembly.